AUGGGCACUGAAAGAGUUUCCGCAUCUGUUGGUGCGGACGCUGUCGCCGCGAGCGUUGCAACGGCCGGCGAAGUCGCAAGCGCGAGCCAGACGGGUCAGAAAUGUGUGGUGAGCAGAGGUUUGUUUCAGAGGUCACUGGCGGCUGACCGUCAGGCGGCGAGGUAUGCGCGGAAGAAAUCCGCCGGCGUUUUCCCCCCGUCGAAUUACUUGCAGCGUCUGCGUGUUCUCGAGGGUGCUGGACGGUUUCCCAGCGUCGAGCCAUUCGACAAAAUCAUCCUGUCCUUCGAUUUCUACCGGGACAUUCGUGACGAGAAAUGCAGAAAGAACGAGUCCGUGACUCCGGGAGAAGCUGCGGGUUCCUCUGCGGCAGCGGACUAUCAGACGCUGGAAAAUAGUGCCUCCACGCCAGCGGAAAAGCCCAGUUCAGCACCGUCAAAUUCAUCGUCACUGGCCAAGAGCCAAGGUGACAGUAAAGAACGUCUACGCCGUCCUGCAGAACAGGAAAAGUUGCUUGAAGACGUUUCGGCUUCCGACGCGACGCAUGGAGCUGACGCGCCGGCGACGCCCGUGGCGAGACAGGACCAGGCCGAUGCGUCCGCUCCAGUCGACUUCGAGAGUGCAGUAAACUCAGACGAGGAUGACAGCGACGACGAAUUCUGUGCCUCGAGACUCCGACCAGUGCAGACGUACUUCAGCUCGACUGAAGAAUACGUUGACACGUUUUUUCCUCUGUUCAUCCAAGAAGCAAAGCAAUCCAUUCAUCGAGCGAAAAAGAUGGAAAUGAGUCGAGCCGAGCGCUUCGUGCAGGUUAGCGGCGACCCUCAGGGCGAUUUCAUUUUGCUCACUCUUGAGCGCGCGCAAGGGCUGAAUCAGCACGCGAGCCACUACUGCCACAACGACCUCGUGGUGCUGUACGUUCCCGACAAGGCGGCAGCCGGCGAGGCGUCCAGCAGUCUUGCGGGGAGCAGCGGCACGCUGUCGCUCGCCAAGCAGGGCGGCGGCGCGUCGCGGCUGGAGCUUUCUGCCGGAGUCGAUGAAGCGGCGAAAAAGGACCUGGCUGUGCAGGAGCUCUUUGCCGAGGAGGACGCCCCGCAAAUGUCCCCGGAGGACACCGAGCUGCAGCUUGAACAGGCGAGAAACGAGCCAAACGCAUGCUGUCACGACCUCACGACUGUGCGCAAGGUCCACAUGCUGGGCAUCGUGCAGCAGUCCCUGCGGAGUACGCUCGUUGUCAAGAUCUUGAUGCCGCUGCUCUCGCCGCCGGGCGACCCCGUGGGGGCGUUGUGCGAGUCCGAGGACGAAACGACAUCUCUGCGGGACACGCGGGCUGGAGGCGCAGCUGAAGAGGACAGGGCGGGCAAUCACGGAAACAGCCACGACGGAGACACCGGAGACGCAGACCCAAGCGACGCACACAGGUGGCGAGAGGCGCGCCGACGCGCGAAGAAGCAGAAGCGCCGGAAAGCCAAGCGGGAGAGAAUUCUCGCGCUGACAGACGCCCUGAAUGACUGGCAAACGACAUGGCACGUCUGCAGAGUCAUGGGGCUGACCACGCUGCACCGCGAGUUUCAGGGGUUGAUGUCAGUCCCUGACCUCCUCAUCAAGAAACAGAUCCUCUGCGCCAGCCAGCGGGCUUUGGGGUCGUCUGCCGCACCGCUCAAGAAUCCGCUGCUAGAGGAUCUGCCCGAGGAGAGCCCUGCUGACCCAGACAGCGGCAGUGCGGAGGAGGAAGAGGCAGAUCGAUCCUCGUUGGCGGUGGCGUCAGAGGCUCCGGCUGGCGCGGAUCAGGGUGGGGAGGACGCUGCAGCCGCCGCGACGUGCCAGCAGCUGUUUAUCUCCUCGAAGCUGCGCGAGGCCCUCCACCAGCUCUAUAAUGCGAGUCAGCUGGACGCCCUGAACGACUGUCUGAAGAUUCAAGGCGUCACACUGAUCCAGGGCCCUCCGGGGACGGGGAAGACGACGACGAUUAUGGCGGUCAUUUCAGUCGUUCUGAAUGCCCAGAUGGAAAACAAUGACGGCACGAUACGAGGGACCCGGUGCGCAGCUGCGGCUAUUGGCGAUGCCGACGGCUGCGUAGGCGAUUCCAUGGACUGCUCAGAGGAUACGCGGUCAGCCGGAGAAAGACUCAACGGAACCGAAAAGACGAAAGCCAAACGACGUGAGGCUGAAGCUCUGAAGAUCAAGCGGAAACUCGCCCUUGCGCAGCCGUGGCUGUCCCUAGGCGGGUACACUCCGUGGAUGGACGAGGUUUCAUGCAUGACUGAAGACCUGGAAGGCAGCGAUGCGCAUUGGAGCGCGUCGGCUACGGCAAAGGGGGGCAACGAGUCCCAACGGGUCUUUCUCGACAAGGGAAGAAACGCGCUUCUACCCAACCGAGUGCUUGUCUGCGCACCGUCGAACGCCGCUAUCGACGAAAUCUUGAAGAGGCUUGUGGCGGAGCCUAGCAAAGGUGGAGGUAUUUUCGACUCGAAUGGGAAGCGCUACACGCCUUCAGUUGUUCGCGUUGGACCUAACGUACAUCCAGAUUUGAUUCAGUACAGUCUUGAAUACAAGGCAAACAAGCGCAUGAAGGCGAAAGGUGCAACGCAUUUCUCCGCACUUGCUGCGAUUAAAGCAGAAAUCUUGCAAGAAAGCCGCAUUGUGUGUGCCACACUCUCCGUCUGCGGCUGCCGCGACAUCACUGCGGCUACCGAGGCGUUUGAUACCGUUGUCAUUGAUGAAGCGUCUCAGGGAGUGGAGAUUUCGACGCUGAUUCCUCUGCGACUGGGCUGUCGGCGUCUGAUCCUCGUCGGCGAUCCUCGGCAACUGCCUGCAACAAUUUUCUCACGGGUGGCCAUUCAACAUCGCUACGACCAGUCUCUUUUCCAGCGCCUGGAAGCUGCCGGCCACAAAGUAAACAUGCUGAGUCUGCAAUACCGCAUGCACCCGUGCAUCAGCAGGUUUGCGAGCAGCACGUUCUACCAGAAUCAGCUGCAGGACGCCGUCAACAUUGUCGGUCUCGUUCGGCCCCCCGUCCCCUGGUACUCCAUUCCGAUCUUCAAACCCCUGGUCUUCUUCGCCAUUAACACAAGUCACACAGAGGAAAACACUUCUCUCAUCAACGUCGAUGAGGCCAACUUCGUGUGUCAGAUGGUCGAUCUGUUGAGACGCAUUUUCGUCGCGCUCGGUCAGUCAGACUGGGAAGGCAGACUUGCGGUGAUCAGUCCGUACGCCCAGCAGGUUUCGUUGUUACGGCGGCGCAUCAAGGCGCAACUCGGCAUAACCGACAACAAGGCGUGUCCGAUUGACGUAAAUACAGUCGACGGAUUCCAGGGACAAGAAAAGGACCUCAUUAUAUUUUCCGCAGUCAGAGCUCAGCACACCAACCCAACAACUGCGGCGACAACACUGGACACGUCUAUCGGGUUUUUGGCGGAUGAAAGACGUAUUAAUGUCGCUUUGACAAGAGGGCGGACAAAUCUGUGGAUCGUCGGAAACGGGCGCUUCCUGAUGACCAACCAUCAUUGGCGAUGCCUGUGGAAAUACACGAAGGAGCUGGGUACCUUGAUUUCUAUUGAGGAAAAGUUCAUGAAGACGGAGUUGCUACUUGCUAAGUGGCUUCUGAAAUUCACAAAUAAACACCCGGCGGAAAAGAGCAUGCUUGACGAGCAAGUGCCGAGUUUCCUGCCUGCUCUUGAAAAAGACGUGAAGGAGUGCGCAGCAGCAAGAAAGACUAGAAAAAUUUCUUCUGUGGAGGGCGAUCCGGCUGCUGGUUCAUCGGGGAAAGAGUGA
Besnoitia besnoiti is the source of this 3771-nucleotide messenger RNA. RefSeq names its product RNA-directed RNA polymerase. Gene Ontology annotation, molecular function: helicase activity. Bases 1 to 3771 code for a protein of 1256 amino acids. The record is from RefSeq and is a predicted model, not a curated record. NCBI's taxonomy places the organism in Eukaryota, Apicomplexa, Conoidasida, Eucoccidiorida, Sarcocystidae. The transcript has 15 exons.